AUGAGAUUCAUUUACAGUAAGUAUGGUGACACCAUAAGUGGAAGGAGUACUCUGCUUGAGAGUACGGGGUGUGGUAGAGCUGGAAAGAUCUCUGCCACCGUCCUUCUAACAGUGCUCAAGAGGACAGUCUCUCUCUCUGCAACCCUACACAGGUUAAGUUUGGAGCUUUAUCAAUCUUUGAUGGGUCCCAUCUCAAAAUGGGAUUAA
Molecule: messenger RNA, 207 nt
Organism: Dovyalis caffra
Lineage: Eukaryota; Viridiplantae; Streptophyta; Magnoliopsida; Malpighiales; Salicaceae
Source: the annotation of a GenBank genome assembly